UGGGCCAGGAGGAGGAAGCGUGGGUCGCUGCGAGCACCAGCAGCCUGGAGGCUGAGUCUGCUGCGGAGCCCUAGCUGGAGUGGGGCUCUGGGAGCCGGCUGCCCUGCACGAUGCAGCCCAGGACCCUCUGCAUCCUGCUCGCCGCUGUCUCGGGAGCUCAAGGCUGGGGCUACUAUGGCUGCGACGAGGAGCUGGUGGGGCCCCUGUAUGCACGCUCCCUGGGUGCCUCCUCCUACUACGGGCUCUUCACGGCGCCACGCUUCGCCCGUCUGCACGGUAUAAGCGGAUGGUCACCCCGGAUUGGGGACCCGAAUCCCUGGCUCCAGAUAGACCUCAUGAAGAAGCACCGGAUCCGAGCCGUGGCCACGCAGGGUUCCUUUAAUUCUUGGGACUGGGUCACACGUUACAUGCUGCUCUAUGGCGACCGUGUGGACAGCUGGACGCCCUUCUACCAGCAAGGGCACAAUGCGACCUUCUUCGGCAAUGUAAAUGAGUCCGCAGUCGUGCGCCAUGACUUCCACUAUCACUUCACAGCGCGCUACAUCCGCAUCGUGCCGCUCGCCUGGAAUCCUCGUGGCAAGAUCGGCCUGAGGCUCGGUCUCUACGGCUGCCCAUACAAGUCCGAUGUCCUGUAUUUCGAUGGUGAUGAUGCCAUCUCUUACCGCUUCCCGCGAGGGGUCAGCCGAAGCCUGUGGGAUGUGUUCGCGUUCAGCUUCAAGACAGAGGAGAAGGACGGGCUCCUAUUGCACGCAGAGGGCGCCCAGGGGGACUAUAUCACGCUGGAGCUGCAGGGCGCACACCUGCUGCUACACAUGAGCCUGGGCAGUAGCCCCAUUCAGCCCAGGCCCGGGCACACGACGGUGAGCGCCGGUGGCGUCCUCAACGACCAACACUGGCACUACGUGCGCGUGGACCGCUUUGGCCGCAAUGCCAAUCUCACCCUGGAUGGCUACGUGCAGCGCUUCGUGCUCAAUGGUGACUUCGAAAUGCUGAACUUGGACACAGAGAUGUUCAUCGGGGGUCUGGUGGGCGCCAAACAGAAAAACCUCGCAUACCGGCACAACUUCCGCGGCUGCAUGGAGAACGUCAUCUUCAAUCGAGUCAACAUCGCAGACCUGGCCGUGCGGCGCCAUUCACGGAUCACCUUUGAGGGUAAGGUGGCAUUCCGUUGCUUGGACCCUGUACCGCACCCCAUCAACUUCGGAGGCCCGCACAACUUCGUGCAAGUGCCUGGUUUCCCGCGCCGUGGCCGCCUUGCCGUCUCCUUUCGCUUCCGCACGUGGGACCUCACGGGGCUGCUACUCUUCUCCCGCCUGGGGGACGGCCUGGGCCACGUGGAACUGAUGCUCAGCGAAGGACAGGUCAACGUUUCAGUGGCGCAGAGUGGCCGCAAGAAGCUGCAGUUCGCUGCUGGGUACCGUCUGAAUGAUGGCUUCUGGCAUGAGGUGAAUUUUGUGGCCCAGGAAAACCAUGCAGUCAUCAGCAUUGACGACGUGGAGGGGGCAGAAGUUAGGGUCUCCUAUCCACUGCUGAUCCGAACAGGGACCUCCUACUUUUUUGGGGGUUGUCCCAAACCAGCUGGCCGAUGGGACUGCCACUCAAACCAGACAGCUUUCCAUGGCUGCAUGGAGCUGCUCAAAGUGGAUGGGCAGCUGGUCAACCUGACCCUGGUCGAGUUCCGGCGGCUUGGACACUACGCUGAGGUCCUCUUCGACACGUGUGGCAUCACGGACAGGUGUAGCCCUAACAUGUGUGAACACGACGGCCGCUGCUACCAGUCCUGGGACGACUUCAUCUGCUACUGUGAACUCACAGGCUACAAGGGGGAGACCUGCCACCAGCCUUUAUACAAAGAGUCUUGUGAGGCUUAUCGGCUCAGUGGGAAAACAUCUGGAAAUUUCACCAUUGAUCCUGAUGGCAGCGGCCCCCUGAAGCCCUUCAUGGUCUACUGUGAUAUUCGAGAGAACCGGGCCUGGACGGUGGUGCGGCAUGACAGGCUAUGGACCACGCGGGUGACGGGCUCCAGCAUGGAUCGGCCCUUCCUGGGGGCAGUGCAGUACUGGAACGCGUCCUGGGAGGAGGUCAGCGCCCUGGCCAACGCCUCGCAGCACUGCGAGCAGUGGAUCGAGUUCUCCUGCUAUAACUCCCGCCUGCUCAACACGGGAGGAGGUUACCCCUACAGCUUCUGGAUUGGCCGUAACGAGGAGCAGCAUUUCUAUUGGGGAGGCUCACAGCCUGGGAUCCAGCGCUGCGCCUGUGGGCUGGACCGGAGCUGCGUAGACCCAGCCCUACACUGCAACUGUGAUGCUGACCAGCCCCAGUGGAGAACUGACAAGGGCCUGCUGACCUUCGUGGACCACCUGCCCGUCACGCAGGUGGUGGUGGGCGAUACAAACCGCUCCACAUCGGAGGCCCAGUUCUUCCUGAGGCCUCUGCGUUGCUAUGGCGACCGAAAUUCCUGGAACACCAUCUCCUUCCACACUGGGGCUGCGCUGCGCUUCCCUCCGAUUCGUGCCAACCACAGCCUCGACGUGUCUUUCUACUUCAGGACCUCAGCUCCCUCCGGGGUAUUUCUGGAGAACAUGGGGGGCGCCUACUGCCAGUGGCGCCGGCCUUAUGUGCGGCUAGAGCUCAACACAUCCAGGGAUGUGGUCUUCGCUUUCAACGUGGGCAAUGGGGAUGAGAACCUGACGGUGCACUCAGAGGACUUUGAGUUCAACGACGAUGAAUGGCACCUGGUCCGGGCGGAAAUCAAUGUGAAGCAGGCCCGACUGCGUGUGGACCACCGGCCCUGGGUGCUGCGGCCCAUGCCCCUGCAGACUUACAUCUGGCUGGAGUAUGACCAGCCCCUCUAUGUGGGAUCUGCAGAGCUUAAGAGGCGCCCCUUUGUGGGAUGCCUGAGGGCCAUGCGUCUGAAUGGAGUGACUCUGAACCUGGAGGGUCGUGCCAAUGCCACUGAGGGCACCUCGCCCAACUGCACAGGUCGCUGCUCCCACCCCCGCUUCCCCUGUUUCCAUGGAGGCCGCUGCGUGGAGCGCUACAGCUAUUACACGUGUGACUGUGACCUUACGGCUUUCGAUGGGCCGUACUGCAACCACGACAUUGGCGGCUUCUUCGAGCCGGGUACCUGGAUGCGCUACAACCUGCAGUCAGCCCUGCGCUCUGCAGCCCGUGAGUUCUCCCAUAUGCUGAGCCGGCCUGUGCCAGGCUAUGAGCCUGGCUACAUCCCUGGCUACGAUACCCCUGGCUACGUGCCUGGCUAUCAUGGCCCUGGGUACCACUUGCCUGACUACCCGCGGCCUGGUCGGCCUGUGCCUGGUUACCGUGGGCCUGUAUACAAUGUCACGGGAGAGGAGGUGUCCUUCAGCUUCAGCACCAGCUCGGCACCUGCUGUCCUGCUUUACGUCAGCUCCUUCGUGCGUGACUACAUGGCUGUGCUCAUCAAGGAGGAUGGGACCCUGCAGCUACGGUACCAGCUGGGAACCAGCCCCUAUGUGUACCAGCUAACCACACGACCAGUGACCGACGGCCAGCCCCACAGCGUCAACAUCACCCGAGUGUACCGCAACCUCUUCAUCCAGGUGGACUACUUCUCCAUGACAGAACAGAAGUUCUCCCUGCUGGUGGAUAGCCAGCUGGACUCACCCAAGGCCUUGUAUCUCGGGCGCGUGAUGGAAACGGGGGUGAUUGACCCGGAGAUCCAGCGCUACAACACCCCGGGUUUCUCGGGCUGCCUGUCCGGUGUUCGGUUCAACAACGUGGCUCCACUCAAGACGCACUUCCGCAGCCCCCGGCCUAUGACGGCGGAGCUGGCCGAGGCCCUCCGCGUCCAGGGAGAGCUGUCCGAGUCCAAUUGCGGGGCCAUGCCGCGGCUGGUCUCGGAGGUGCCGCCCGAGUUGGAUCCUUGGUACCUUCCCCCAGACUUCCUCUACUACCACGAUGACGGCUGGGUCGCCAUUCUGCUAGGCUUCUUGGUGGCUUUCCUGCUACUGGGGCUGGUGGGCAUGUUGGUGCUAUUCUACCUGCAGAACCACCGCUACAAGGGCUCCUAUCACACCAAUGAGCCCAAGGCUGCCCAUGACUACCACCCCAGCAGCAAACCUCAUGCUGCAGGCGCUGCCCAGACCCCAGCACCAGCCCCAGUUCCCAACCCUGCCCUGGCCUCAGCCCCAGCCCCGGCCCCUGGCCCAACCCCAACCCCAGCCCCUGGCUCAGGCCCAGGCCCAGCUGCAGCCUCUGGUCCCCGGGGUCAGACCCUACCCCGAAUCUCGGAAGAGGGCAAGUCUGAAUGAGUAGGGAGCAGGGACUGCAGGGCCCAGCUCCUCCAAUCCCCCUCCCCCUUCCCUGCAGCAACAGACAUCUGGCCCCACCUAGCCAGCUCUGCUCCAGAGACACCCCACCCCCCACCAAUUCUGGCAGGCAGAGCCACAGAAGGGAGCUGAGGGAGGGGCCUUACUGCCUACACUCACUCUGGCCCCCCCACCCCCACAGACUCCUGGCUCUGCGCCUGCCCCAGGAAAGCCUCUGGGGGACAGGCCAGAAUGGCCCUGCCUGCCCUCACCCUCUCCGUCCCAGCUGCUGGGAGGGAUUAACCAGAGUGCUGGGAGAUUAACUGCCUCCCUCCCCGUGGCAGGGACAGCCGCGUGUGCGUGUGUGCAGGCAGCAGGGCGGCCUCCCUUCCCCCCCUCCCCGCCCUGCCCUGCCCUGUCGGCUCCCACCUGCUUCCUCUCCACCCUGGUGGGUGAGGGGGGCCUCACUGAUGUCCCCAACCCACACAUUUCGUUUUUUGCACAGAGACUAGAGGCCUCAGUUUAGCACCUCAGUACCUCCGUUGCUUCACUGCUUUAGCCAAAGCCAUAAGGAACCUGCUGUGUAGAGAAGAUAGCGCAGACACGCUGCCUGGCCAGCCCCCUCCUGCCCUGCCCCCUUGCCAAGCUAUGCAGUCGCCUUGGGGCCUGACCCAAGGCUCCGCCCCCUCUCCAAUGCACGCGAGCCCUCGCUCUCAGAUGCUGCUGCUUUUGCCCAGGAGGUCCUAUUGUUUAUAUAUUUUUUGUUGCAGAGUCUGUCUCUAGGGAAACGGUAUAUAUUAUUCUAAUUUUUUAAACUACCUGUUUAUAUAUAGAAGAAAAGCCCAGUUGGCUGUCCGGUCCUGUGCUGUGCCCACAGUCUGUAGUUGGCUCCCCCUGUUUGUCACUCAUCCAGGCUGCUCUGAGGCUGGUGGGGGGCUGCCCUGCUCUUCCCUCGCCUCAGAGCCAGACCAAUAAAACAGAGUGGCAGAACCACA
This is a messenger RNA of Ochotona princeps (American pika), 5284 nucleotides long. It is a transcript of the gene CNTNAP1, whose product is annotated as contactin associated protein 1. The transcript is spliced from 24 exons. Bases 111 to 4292 code for a protein of 1393 amino acids. The record is from RefSeq and is a predicted model, not a curated record. Lineage: Eukaryota; Metazoa; Chordata; Mammalia; Lagomorpha; Ochotonidae.